CCAAUAUCGUUGGUGUGACACACUUUAGCAGUGUCUGGAGAAAGAUCUGGAGGGGCUAUCUGCCACUAAUUGCUGACACACAUUAUUUGCCUAACGAGCGCGAAAAAAAAGAGCAAAGGCCAUCAAAGUCUAACUAAUUUAAUGAUCAAAAGUUAUACAUUUUUUUGCUCUUUCGGCGGCAGCCGCUGAGCGGUGUUAAUUGAAAGUGUCACGCGUCGUCUAAAUUAUAAAAUUCCAUCGACUGUGACUCCGGUCGUCUAUGUGAGUGAGUUUUCCGCGAGUGUUUUCCGCAAUGUGGCCCGGAGUAGCGGCCGUCUACUGGCUAAUUUUGGCCAUAUCCUCGAGGGCGGCACAGGCGGCCACACCCUAUGCCAAGGAGUACCGCAGUGCGGGUGUCUUCAAAGGCAACACCCUGGUCGAUUUGGAAGGAUCCACCACCCUGGACAUGGGCGGGGAGAAGCCCACCAGCAGCAGCCAGAAUGCAGGCUUCAAGUCGGAGUCAUCGGUGAUACUGCCUGGAAUGCACGUGAAUACAGGCUGCCCGGCUUCCACCAGCUCCCACUGCCUGCGCUGCAACAAGGCCGGCUGCAUCAAGUGCCCCAUGUACCUGGUGACGGAUACGCGGCAGUGCGUGGACCAGUGCCCCACCGGCUAUUUGGAUCAGUGGUCCGCCCACACGGAGUUCAUGGGACGGGUGUGCGUGCCCACCGGAUAUUCCGGCCCGUUGAUGGCCGCUCUGGCCGGACUGCUGGGCGGUUUCCUGGUCUGCCUCUCCCUGUUGGCCGUGGCCGUGAUGCUGGUGAAGAGGAAGCGCCGGCGGAAGUCCGUCAAGCAAAAGCUCAUCAACGAAAACACCAUGGACAGGGCUGACUUCUUGCGGCAACUCAACGAGAUGCGUCCGAACGCCGAGCACUUCCUGGCCAUGCUGAACGACACGCGGCGGCAAAUCCGCAAGCUGUAUCUAUCCGGCGAGGUGGCUGCUGCCAACUCCUAUCGGCCCAUUGUGCGGGAUCUGGCCAAGCUGCUCAUCCUGCUGAACAGGCCGAUGGAGCUGAUACCUGCUCCACCGCCGGACUGGUCCCGGCUACAUGCCUGGUCGGAGCAGGCCUUGGAGCGGUACAAGCCGCAGGUGGGCCAGCUGAUUGACUUCUUCCAGGCCUCGCACGCCGCCAAUGGCCAUCAGGAGGUCCUGUACGCAGCUCCUGCAAAGAAGAAACAGCAGCAGCAGCAGCCCAGCAUCUUCCGGCAGCAGGUGACGCCGACGGCGAUGCCCCAGGGAGUGGGCGAGCUGAUGGCAGGAGACCGGAGUAGCAGUGCGUCGGCGCAGCAGAAACUGCAUCUGUUCGGGUCACUGAUCAGCCUGCACGAGUUCGAGGAGCCGAGGGCUUCCGAUCCGUUUGGAAGCAGCUUCAACACGCUGAAGAGCGGCAAUCUCAUUUCAGAUCUCAACGCCAGCUCGCUCUGGCUGGAGGACGAGUUCUACAAGCUGGGCUUCCGACCGCAGGACGAGAUCACCACGGAGCUGUGAGCUGUCCCAGACUCAAACUUAAUGCAAAAGUAGUAUUAUCCCGGUUGACGGCGCUAAGCGUCUGCCAUUAACGCCAGUUCAGCCGGGAAAAGGAGCAUUGCGUGCACAUUCCGCCAGGCCAUCAUCAUCAUCAUCAUCGAUCAAACCGAGACGCCAUUUAGCUGGAGCCGCUAAAUGCCCACGUUUAGAGUUAGUUAGAUCAGUUAAGCAAGCAAACUAGUCACGUAAAAUCACAAACAAAACCAUCAACACAAAACGAUGCCGCCAAGGAGCCGAGGAGGAGCAGGAAGCAAAUGGAAAUGGAAAUCGAGUGGAAAUGAAUUUAGUUUUAUGGAUUUUACAAAAAUCGCAACAAUCAUGUAACGAACAAUAUUCAAUAUACACACUAUAUAGAUACUAUCCAGAUAAUAGUUAAGAUGUUUAGCUUUAGAGAAGCGAUACUUAUAGCUAUAGCUUAAAUAGACAGAGAUUAUAAAGCUUAGUGAAUAUGAAAUGGAUAAUAAAAUCGUGUGCCUUAAGAGUGUAAAA
This is a messenger RNA of Drosophila bipectinata, 2056 nucleotides long. RefSeq names its product FU domain-containing protein T48 (gene T48). NCBI's taxonomy places the organism in Eukaryota, Metazoa, Arthropoda, Insecta, Diptera, Drosophilidae. The record is from RefSeq and is a predicted model, not a curated record.